This is a messenger RNA of Mucor mucedo, 387 nucleotides long. RefSeq lists its product as uncharacterized. The transcript is spliced from 2 exons. Lineage: Eukaryota; Fungi; Mucoromycota; Mucoromycetes; Mucorales; Mucoraceae. Bases 84 to 320 code for a protein of 78 amino acids. The record is from RefSeq and is a predicted model, not a curated record.
CCCAAUCGAAUCUGCAAGACUUGCGAGCGCACCAAAGAACAUUCGAAGGCGCAUACUGGAGAACUGCUUUAUCCGCAUUUUCAAUGGGACUUUUGAUACUCAAAGUGUUUACUAUCGAAUUUUACCGAAUUGCUCUAGUUUUUUUCACAUUUGGCACUUUGAUGGUCGUAAUUGCUCAUAUCCGAACUCGAAGCUGCGUAGAUGUCUAUAAUCAUGAAGUCCCCUUCAAGACAAAUGGAAAUAUAGUACUCUUAAGCUUUGUAACCACUCUAUUCACCUUUAUGGUUUUAUUUAUACUGAUCUAUAGACUGGAUUCAUGAAAAGGGGGUGCAUGAACGCUUUAGCCGCAGUUCUCAUUGGUUAAAAAAAUAAACCCCAGCUGACUAC